Messenger RNA from Andrographis paniculata, 1341 nucleotides. Its product is annotated as protein FEZ-like. Lineage: Eukaryota; Viridiplantae; Streptophyta; Magnoliopsida; Lamiales; Acanthaceae. The record is from RefSeq and is a predicted model, not a curated record. Gene Ontology annotation, molecular function: DNA binding. Gene Ontology annotation, biological process: regulation of DNA-templated transcription. Bases 343 to 1341 code for a protein of 332 amino acids. The transcript has 4 exons.
GGAAUCCGCAGUCGUUAUCCGGGCAUGAGAGGAAUUCAAAAUCAUACUGUGAAAAUUAAAGUCACCGCCAGAAAAGGCGGCUGAUCCUUCGCUCCUCGGAAUCCACGAAUGCUUCUUGCCUGCCUGCCUGCCUGCCUCCAUAUAUAGUAUAUAUAUAUAUUACUAACUGAUCACUGCUCCCUUCAUCUUCGUCUUCCUCUUUGCCUCUCUGGUUUUAACUCCUGUCGAGGGUUUUGAGCAAUUUGUUGCAGAUCGAAUAAAUUAAGUCCUCUAUUAAUCAGAUUGGUCAUUACAAGUUUCUCUUUUCUAGAACAUAUAACUAUCUCCUUACAUUGUAAGAAUAUGGAAGAAGAAGAAGGAAGAUUAAAUAUUGAAGAAUACUGUGAUGAUGACGAUGAGCUGCUGCUGCCAGGGUUCAGAUUCCAUCCGACAGAUGAAGAACUUGUAGGGUUUUACCUAAGGAGGAAGAUCCAACACAAAGCUCUUUCAAUUCAGCUCAUAAGACAGCUCGACAUCUACAAAUACGAUCCUUGGGACCUUCCAAAAAUGGCUGUAAGUGGAGAAAAAGAGUGGUACUUCUACUGUCCGAGGGACAGGAAAUAUCGAAACAGCCCGCGGCCGAAUCGCGUGACCGGAGCCGGGUUUUGGAAAGCCACCGGAACUGACAGGCCAAUCUACUCUUCUCAGGGCUCAAAAAUGUGCAUUGGGUUGAAGAAGUCUCUUGUCUUUUACAAAGGUAGAGCUGCAAAGGGAAUCAAGACAGAUUGGAUGAUGCAUGAAUUCAGACUUCCUUCUACUUCCUCACACAAAGAUUACAUCAAUCCUCCAAAUGAAGCAUGGGCAAUUUGCAGGAUAUUCAAGAAAGCAAACUCUCGAGCACAAAGGGGAUUUGUGGUUACACCAAUUCUUGAUGCUUCAAACAUCAAAAACCCUAACCUUAAUAAUGGCAAUGAUGUUGAGAUAAUUUAUAAUAAUCAUUCAGACAUGCAUCACUCAAUCUUUGGUAGCUUCUCUCCGAAAUCGACUAGCUCGAAUUCGGACAAUAAUAAAAAACCCCGACCCGAAAAGCGCGUCGUAAAUGAUGCUUCCUCAUUGCUACUGGACAUGUCUAACUCUGUGUUGGGAAACCCUGGAAAUGGAUCAGACAGUAGUGUUGAGUUUGGCAUGCCUCUUGAUCGAUACGAUUACGUGUUUUCGAUGGCGUCGGAAGACAACAUGGAAUUAGUGAACAAUCAUGGACAGGGAACAGAAGAGGCAACCUUAGUAAAGGGACAGGAAAUUGAUCACAUAGAGGAUCUUGCAGUUUGGUCUCUUUUAUAUGGCUCAUUAUGGUUUGGGUGA